Messenger RNA from Mobula hypostoma (lesser devil ray), 5969 nucleotides. RefSeq names its product zinc finger protein 420-like. Gene Ontology annotation, cellular component: nucleus. The transcript has 2 exons. NCBI's taxonomy places the organism in Eukaryota, Metazoa, Chordata, Chondrichthyes, Myliobatiformes, Myliobatidae. Gene Ontology annotation, biological process: regulation of transcription by RNA polymerase II. Gene Ontology annotation, molecular function: DNA-binding transcription factor activity, RNA polymerase II-specific; RNA polymerase II transcription regulatory region sequence-specific DNA binding. The record is from RefSeq and is a predicted model, not a curated record. The coding region runs from base 455 to 1807 and encodes 450 amino acids.
GCGGAUAUUCCGCAUUCGCGCAAGAGACUGAAGGCCUCCGCAGCAGGGUGACAGGUUAAAAAUGACAAGGAAUUUGUCUACAGGGAUCUUGAACACAACACACCAGUUUUGCUGUCUGUCUCCAGAUAUUUAAGACGUGAAGCAAGGGAUUCACUCGAUCAUCCUUCCUGCUCAGACUGUGGGGAGGGAUUCACUCGAUCAUCUGACUGACUGACACACCCGACAUUUUACUCAGGGGGAAACCCAUUCAGAGAGUGGGAAUGGAUUCACUCGGUCAUUUCAACUGAAGGUACAUCAGCAAGUUCACACUGGGACAAGGCCAUUUACCUGUUCUGUGGGUGAGAACUGAUUCAGUCGGUUUUCCCACCUGUGGACACACCAGUCAGUUCACACUGGGCAGAGGCUGGUCAUGUGCUGAAUUUGUGGGGAAGGAUUCAUUCGGUCAUCUGACCUAAUGGCUCACCAGCGAGUUCACAUUGGGGAGCGGCCGUUCACCUGCUUGAACUGUGGGAAGGGAUUCACUCGGUCAUCAACCCUAAUGGCUCACCAACGAGUUCACACUGGCGAGAGGCCGUUCACCUGCUUAGUCUGUGGGAAGGGAUUCACUUUGUCAUCUCAUCUACUGAGACACCAGUCAGUUCACACCGGAGAGUGGCCAUUCACCUGCUUAGACUGUGGGAAGGGAUUCACUGAAUCAUCUCAACUGAAGGUACAUCAGCGAGUUCACACCGGAGAAUUCACUUGCUCAGACUGUGGGAAGGGAUUCACUUCGUCAUCUCAGCUGACGGUACAUCAGCAAAUUCACACUGGGGAGAGGCCGUUCACCUGCUCAGACUGUGGGAAGGGAUUCACUUGCUCAUCUAAACUGAAGGUACAUCAGCUAGUUCACACUGGAGAGAGGCCGUUCACCUGCUCAGACUGUGGGAAGGGAUUCACUCGGUUAUCUCAACUGAAGGAACAUCAGAGAGUUCACACUGGGGAGAGGCCAUUCGCCUGCUCAGACUGUGGGAAGGGAUUCACUCGGUCAUCUGAACUGAAGGUACAUCAGCGAGUUCACACUGGGGAGAGGCCAUUCACCUGCUCAGACUGUGGGAAGGGAUUCACUCAGUCAUCCCAACUGAAGGUACACCAGCGAGUUCACACUGGGGAGAGGCCGUUCACCUGCUCAGACUGUGGGAAGGGAUUCACUUCGUCAUCUCAACUGAAGGUACAUCAGCGUGUUCACACUGGGGAGAGGCCAUUCACCUGCUCAGACUGUGGGAAGGGAUUCACACAGUUAGCUAGCCUGCAAGCACACCAGUCGAUUCACACUGGGGAGUGGUCGUUCACCUGCUCAGACUGUGGGAAGGGAUUCACUCGGUCAUCUCAACUGAAGGAACAUCAGCAAGUUCACACUGGAGAGAAAUCUUUCAUCUGCUCAGACUGUGGGAAGGGAUUCACUCGGUCAUCCACCCUCAUGGCACACCAGCGAGUUCACACUGGGGAGAGGCCGUUCAUCUGCUCGGACUGUGGGAAGGGAUUCACUUGCUCAUCCCAACUGAAGGUACAUCAGCGAGUUCACACUGGGGAGAGGCCGUUCACCUGCUCAGACUGUGGGAAGGGAUUCACUUUGUCAUUUCCAUUCCUGAGACACCAGUCAGUUCACACUGGGGAGUGGCCAUUCACCUGCUCAGUCUGUGGGAAGGGAUUCACUUUGUCAUCUCACCUACUGAGACACCAGUCAGUUCACACCGGGGAGUGGCCAUUCACCUGCUCAGACUGUGGGAAGGGAUUCACUAAGUUAUGUCAACUGAAGGUACAUCAGUGAGUUCACACUGGGGAGAGGCCAUUUACUUGCUCAGAAUGUGGGAAGGGAUUCACUCGGUCAUCCCAACUACUGGCACACCAGUAAGUUCACACUGGGUAGAGGCCGAUCUCCUGCUCAGACUUUGGGAAGAGAUUCACUCAGCCAAAUCAACCAAAUAUGCAUCAUUGAGUUCACAUUGGGGAGAGGCCGUUCACCUGCUGUGAAUGUGGGAAGCGAUUUACUCAGUCAUCUAACUUAUCUAACUCUCACUUCAGCUAGCAGCUUAAUAUAGGGGGUGAUAGCCCCCAGCCUGGCCAAACUUAAGAAAUCUCAUUUGGGUGGAAGCUGCGUGAUGUGUCCCCUGUUACAAAUCAGUACUCCGAACUUACAAACAGUACACAAAAUGUGAUUAAAUGAUUGACUUUUAUAAUUCUUACUUUGAGGAUUUGGUUAGAGAAGUUAACAAAAAAAAGAAAAGGGGCCCACUCUCUCCAUUUGCAUCUUCUUAUCUCUCCCCAGCAAAAGACCGCGAAAAUCUCUCUUCCAGACUCACAAGAAAGAACAACAUUUCUCUUAUUGGAUAGCCCCGCAUUCCAAAACCCUUUUAUCUCUAGUUGUAACCUAAACAUUUUCAUUUUAAAAUCUUUUUAUUAAUAUAUAAUCUUCUACAGAAAUUCAACAAAUUAGUAUAUAUAUAAAAUUAAUAAAGUUGAAGAAAAACAUAUAUGCUAAUGAAAAAAAAAUUAUAAAAGAAAAAGAAGGAAAAAAGAGACCCCCAGCUAACUAAAAAAAAACCCACUAACUAUAAAACAAAAAAAAAGAGAGAAAAAAACCAUUAGGAACCAACUCCCUGAGCGAUACAUCUUAGAAUCAUUUAUAUAUAUAUAUAUGAAUGCAAUUACAUGUUGGUUUGAAAAUGAACUACCCUGAAUAUGAUGCGGAACUAUUCCAAAUAGAAGACAAUGUAUUAGGUUGUAAAUUAAUUUUCAAAGCUUUAGAAAUUGUAGAAACUAAAGAUUUCCAAAAAGAUUUCAAUGAGGGACAUGACCAGAACAUGUGUGACAAAGUAGCUACUUCAUUUUUGCACCUAUCACAGUAAUUAUCUAUAUUAGCAAAUACUUUGGAUAGCCUCUCCUCUGUUAAAUAAUAGUGGUGAACAAUUUUAAAGUGAAUUAAACAAUGAUUGGCACAUAUUGAAGAAGAAUUAACCAUUUUCAAAACCCACGACCAGUCUUCAUUAACAAAAGUCAUAUUAAGUUCUCUCUCCCAAUCUUGUUUAAUCUUCAGUGAGAGGUUAUCUUUUUGUAGUAAGAAUAAAUUAUAAAUUCUGCCAAUGGAACCUCUCACUAAGGGAUUCAUAUUCAAAAUAGUGUCCAACAAAUCAGAUUCUUUUAUAUAUGGAAACGUAGAAAUAUACUUCUGUAAAAAAUGUCUGACCUGUAAAUAUUGCAAGAAAUGUGUGUCAGAGAGAGAAUAUUUACUAACUAACUCUUCAAAAGACAUCAAUCGACCAUCACUAAAUAAAUCUGCAAAAGAACAAAUCCCCUUAUUUCUCCAUAAAAGAAAGAUGGGAUCAGUAAUUCAAGGUUUAAAUAACAAAUUUCAAAAUACAGGACUAGACAAUUUAAAUUGUUUGAAAUUAAAAGAAUUGCGAAACUGAAACCAAAUCCGUAAGGACUGUUUAAUAACGGUAGAAAUUUAAAUUAGAAAUUUUAGCAAGUUGUGAAGGUAACGGAGCUCCUAAUAGUGAAGUUAAAUAAAAUUGAUUAAUAGUUGAUUAAUAGCUUUAAAUUCUACAUCAAUCCAAGCUGGUUUUUGGUUCUUAUCAAGUCAAUAUAACCAAAAACAUAAUUGUCGAAUAUUAACAGCCCAAUAAUACAAUCUUAAAUUAGGUAGCGCUAGUCCACCUUUUUUAGAUUUUUGUAAAUGAAACUUAUUAACUCUUGGUUUUUUAUUAUUCCAAAUAAAGGACGAAAUACUAGAAUCUAUUUGAUCAAAAAUUUUUUAGUUAGAAAGAUAGAUAUAUUUUGAAAAAUAUAUAAAAAUCUAGGUUAAAUCAUCAUUUUCACAGCAUGACCUAUUAAAGAAAGUGUAAGAGGAUUCCAUCUGGAAAAUAAUUGUUUCACAGAGUCCAAUAAAGGAACUACAUUAGCUUUAUAAAGAUCUUUAUAUUUUUUUGUAAUGAUAAUACCCAAAUAUUUAAAAGAAUUCACGAUUCUAAAUGGUAUGUCCUUGUAUAUAAAAACAGGAAUAUUUAAAUGGAACAAUUCACUUUAAAUUAAGUUUAUAUCCUGAAAAUUUUCCAAAAUCAUUCAAUAAUUCCAAAAGAUUAGGAAUAGACAUGGCUGCUACAGGGAAACCAUUACCUCAGCAGUGAAACAUUGCUGAGAGGCCAUUACAUUAGCAGUGAAACUGUACAGCACGUUAUACUUGUGACACACUGCCGGGUUCACACUGGGGAGAAAGUUUCAAUAAGCUGCAUGCUGGAUAUUUGUCCAUCACCGUUGCUGAAUGCAAUUUCGAGAGUGACUGUUGGUGCUGAACUCUGCAAUUAUUGCUGCUGCUCACCACACCCAGUUCUGCACCCUGGUCACUGGGCAUGGGAGGAGUUUCUUCUGCUGCAUAUUCACCUUUAAUGGGACUGGAGUUUAAUAUUCUGGAUUUGAGACAAAUAAAUGAGUUCUAUUUUAACCUCUGUCUCCAGUACUUAGUGAAUUUAUAACACACCUAGUGUACAGUAGAGAGUCAACUCAGGCCGGCUGGACCCUGCCAGUGAUUCUGUUCCACAACGGUCCUUUUAAAUCCUCUCCUGUUGUUCCCCUCUCGCUCUCCCUGUGGUGAUGGGAUCCAAAUAGUCACCACUCUGUGGGUGAAGAGGUUUCCCUUGAGUUUUCUGCAGACUGAAGAAGUCGAGCUGACUGCAGUUCUAUCAGAUGUUCUUUGCCCCUCAAGUCUGUGGGCUUGAGGAGGUUAACCUACUUAUUCAGGGCUCAUUUGCACAUUAUUGGUCAUUUUCCCUGCUUCUAAAGGGCUGUUAGAAAACUCUACCAUCCUCUAAAGAUUGAAAGCAGAAUGGGAAACCAUUAGUUGGAUGUUCAACGGAGCAGGGUCAGAAACCAGAGGCGGGUCUGCACAGGGCAGAGUUUGGGGCUCUGGACGAUGGUCAAGUUAAGAACAUAUGAUGAGAAGGGAAUCAGCAGCGGGGCAUGGUAACGAAUGACAAGAGUAGCAACAUGUGGAAGCUGAUUGACAGAGAAAAUAAUUCCGUUCUCUGACUGAUGACACAAACAAUGCCGGUGGUGAGGUGCCCCAUUGGUCGAGGAACGUGUGUGUGUGGGGAAUGGUUACAUCUAUUCCUGCAUGUCUAUCCAGUAAUAUUAUAUCUGGAUGGUUAUUUUAGAUUAUCCUAUCUGUAAUAAUGUAUUGAUCAUUGUAAAAACUGUGAGGUUCUGCCCUAACUGGAUCAGGCUUGAACUUAUGGUGCCUUCAUGAAGUUAUGGUGGUCAUUCAUGAGUUUCUAUUUUAAAGCAAGAUUUUGGUGCAUGAUAUUUGCCACUUGAUUACUUACUUGCAUAAGUGAUCAGAUUGAGUUAAACUGCUGCAGUUUCCUGGAAUGUGUUGAAUCGUGUCUGGUUUCUCUUGGCAUCUUCUGCAUUUAUUGCCUUGUUUGUUUGUAUUAUAUGUAUUUUUGAUUUUUUUUUCUUUUUGUUAAACAUUAAGUAUUUCUGCAAGGAACCCCUCUGUUUCUGGGAAGAGGUCUCCAACUCUCAGUCAGGUGCUCGAUGCUUCCUUGUCACCAUCUCGUCUGCUCAGAUUGUUGGGAUGUCUCCCAUGGAGGGUCAUACUCAUUCCACUGAUUAAUGUUUUCUUCCACAGUGAUGAUUCAUUUUUCUGAAUUAGCCUCUCACUUAAGUUUUCUGGUCUGUAUUUCUUAUCACAAUUGCAUAUACACACAUGGAGUGCUGAAUCCUGUUCAUUUUUGAUGAAAAUAUGUACUUAGAAGUUUUAUCUGACUGUUGUGUGAUUUUUUUUUCAUGUGGUUAUUCCUCUUCCUCCUCCUGUACAUGGUAGUGUUAAUCUAAGUGGGUCUGAGUGUAAAUAGACUUUUCUAAAGUUGUCAUUUCAGUUCUUAUUUAUCUUUGUAAUUCUUACUGAUUGAAAUGGGACCAAGAUAUUUUCAUUA